UGCAGCCUCCCCGAGUUCUGAGUUCUGCUGAGUCACAACCCAGGAGCCCUCUGCCCAGCCCGCCUGCUCGCUGUCCUGUGGCCACAUGGAUUCCUCAUAAUAUGUAAGCCAUUGGGUAGUUCCACGACCAGGGCACCCAGCACAGUGAAAACGCUGACCCAACCAACUUCAGACCUCUCUGGACUGUGCAGGCCUCAGUCAAGGUCACAGGCAGACAGGCCACGGGUACCCCUUCCCUCAACCGCCCUGCAGCCUCUGGCACCUGAGCAAGGUUGAAGUUCAUGAGUUCGCCCAGCCUCAGUGACCUGGGCAAGAGGGAGCCGGGCGCGGCGGGCGCGGACGAGCGAGGCACGCAGCAGCGCCGAGCCUGCGCCAACGCCACCUGGAACAGCAUCCAUAACGGCGUGAUCGCCGUCUUCCAGCGCAAGGGGCUGCCCGACCAGGAGCUCUUCAUCCUCAACGAGGGUGUCCGGCAGCUGCUGAAGACAGAGCUGGGGUCCUUCUUCACUGAGUACCUGCAGAACCAGCUGCUCACAAAGGGCAUGGUGAUCCUUCGUGACAAGAUACGCUUCUACGAGGGCCAGAAGCUGCUAGACUCCCUGGCAGAGACCUGGGAUUUCUUCUUCAGUGACGUGCUACCCACGCUGCAGGCCAUCUUCUACCCCGUGCAGGGCAAGGAGCCAUCAGUGCGCCAGCUUGCCCUGCUGCAUUUCCGGAACACCAUCACCCUUAGUGUGAAGCUAGAGGACGCGCUGGCCCGCUCCCACGCUCGCGUCCCCCCUGCCAUCGCACAGAUGCUGCUGGUACUGCAGGGAGUUCAUGAGUCCAGGGGUGUGACCGAAGACUACCUGCGUCUGGAGACACUGAUCCAAAAGGUGGUGUCCCCAUACCUGGGCACCUAUGGCCUCUACUCCAGUGAAGGGUCCUGCACUCAUUCCUGCAUUCUUGAGAAACGGUUUCUGCGCCGCUCCCGCUCUGGGGAUGUCCUAGCCAAGAACCCAGUGGUGCGAUCCAAAAGCUACAACACGCCCCUGCUCAAUCCCGUGGCUGAGCAUGAAGCAGAGGGCACAGCGGCCGGGGGCACAAGCAUCCGCAGGCACUCAGUCUCCGAGAUGACAUCUUGUCCUGAGCCCCAGGGCUUUGUGGACACACCUGGCCAGGGCCCUGCAGGGAACUUCAGGUCCUCUCCAACGCCCCACUCAGGGCCUUGCCCCAGCAGACUGUACCCCCCUGCCCAUUCUCCCGAGCAGGGCCCAGCCCACGGCUCCCCACCCACCUCCAGCCCUGAGACACUGGUGGACCAGAUCCUGGAGUCCGUGGACUCAGACUCUGAAGGAAUAUUCAUUGACUUUGGGCGGGGCAGUCGCUCCAGCACAUCUGACUUUGAUGCCACCGGAAGCCGACCGAGUGUUGUGUGAUGACCUGAGGUUAGUUCCUGUUUUUACUGGCCCGUGUGUGUGCGUGCGCGCGCGUGUCUGUAUAUGUGUGAGUGAGAGACUUGUUACUCUUUCCUAAUCUCGCUAGUCCCCUUGUCACUGCCUUGGUCACUUUAUACUCCCAGUCUGGUGGAAAACCUAUCCACUUCCCAUGCUCACCCCAGGUCUGAUUGGGACGUCCAGUUGGCGCCACCCAGAUACUCAGCCACCUCGAGGAUGUGGUCACCAUGUACCCUCCUGCCUGCCCCACCCUUGGUGCCCACACCUACCCAGGAAAAUGUGAAACCAGUGGGUUCUGCCUAUGCCAGCCCAGCUUGGCUCCCACAGUGACAGGACUCACACCACAGCCAGACCUGCCUCCCUCUGCCCUGGGUGGCCACGAAACAGGAAGGCAUGAAAUAAAGUUACAGCUCCAGGUUCCUGUCUUCCCCCAGGUGUCCUUCCGGGACCCCCACCUCACAGGACUUCCUCCUGCCAGGGCACAUUCCCAAGCCGAGGCCGUGGUCACUUGCCCAUUGUCAACUCUUCCACUGUUGUCAGGACAGCGUUGCUCUGUCAUCUUGAUGGAAGGAUCCGGAAAGCAUAUAAUGAAGGCCUGAACCCUUAAUGGAUGGUGCUUAGAUAUAAGACAGGCCGUAGUGUGGAUCCCUGGUCCGAGCCCCAUACAUUGGCUGAGAGGGACCCACUGCAGCCAGGAAGGGAAGAGGGUCACAUGAGAUCUACAGACCUUGCCCUCUGUGUGGUGGGGGUUGCUGAAGAUGCUCCUGGCCUGGUGGGACAGGCACCCCAGCCCUCCCAUCUGCCCUAGGAGUGGUUCUCUACCUCUGGGGAAGUUUACCCAGAGUCUGAGGGUGGUUAGGGCCUCCCAGGUCUGCAGAUGGGCUGGUUCCACUGCUGGGCAAAUGGGCAUAAGUGUACUUGAGUGCUGGCAGGUUUGCUACAGGAUUGCACCAGCCCAGCCGCUUAGCCUGACAAGCCAUGCCUGGAGUAGGCCUCUGUCCCAUUGAGAUCCUCUCUAAAGAGCCAGGGAGAGUCUGGUCCUCCUUGAUCACAUGCUGACCCCUGCCCCAGACCCUUCAAAGCCCUCGGGUCUUGAUUGUCUUCUGGGAAUAACAAGCGAAGAACAGACCCAGGAGCAGAGUGACCAAAUCUGGCCAGAAAACAGGAUGGGAAAUGGCUACUUCACGCGAACUGCAAGGCCAUGUGGGUCCAGGGGAUCUGCUGGAGAUGUUAGGACAGAGGGUGCCCUGUCCCCCAGGGUGGGAGAAACAGCCUGCUCCAGUUACUGUGCUGCCUGUGGUCAGGGUCAAGGCUGAACUCACAGGGUGUCUCAGCCAGGGUCACUAGUACUGUAAUGAAACUAGACUCAAAAGCAACUUGGGGAGGAAAGAGUUCAUCGUUUGGGCUUACAUAUCCAGACUCAGUCCACUGAAGGAAGGUGAGGCACGAGCUUGGAGGCAAGAGCUGACGCAGAGGCCGUGGGGGAUUCCUGCUGGCUCUUCAUGGCUUCUCCAGCCUGUUUUCUUUUGUUGUAGUUUUGUUUUGUCUUGAGACAGGGU
Messenger RNA from Onychomys torridus (southern grasshopper mouse), 2995 nucleotides. It is a transcript of the gene Prr5, whose product is annotated as proline rich 5. The record is from RefSeq and is a predicted model, not a curated record. Bases 282 to 1418 code for a protein of 378 amino acids. The transcript is spliced from 9 exons. Gene Ontology annotation, cellular component: TORC2 complex. Lineage: Eukaryota; Metazoa; Chordata; Mammalia; Rodentia; Cricetidae. Gene Ontology annotation, biological process: TORC2 signaling.